AUGCCUGACUGGAAAUCCCAGUCAGAAAUUACCCUCGAUAACAAUGUUUUCAUCAAGCUCAUGCACGCGCUACUUGGGGUAUAUGUUUGGGAAUUUUUUGUUUCUCUCUCUUUCGAUUGGGAUUUCAUGUCGAGACGAAAGAAGUUUCGUUGGCCCAUGAUCUUCUACUUCCUCAAUAGAUACCUUCUCUUAUUUGCGCUCGUCGGAAUUGCAAUCGCGCUGAACAUAACCAAGGAAGUCAACUGUCAGGCGUUGUAUACGUUCAAUCAGCUGGCCGGUAAUGCCGCCGUUGGCCUGGCUAGUAUCAACCUCAGUCUCCGAACAGUAGCGGUUUACGCCCAAUCGAAAAUCCUAAUUGGUGUUCUGAUUGUGCUUAUACUCGGCCACUGGUCUUUGAUACUACAAGGCGUUCUCGUAGAAGCGGAAUGGAUUCCCGAGACGGAGACCUGCGUAAUCACCUCGGCAAACAAUACAAUCCUCGCCGCAACUUUCAUUUAUUCUAUGGUCUUCGACUUCAUCAUUCUUAUGCUGAAUACGUACAAACUCGUCGGGAGAAGAGGUCCUUCUGGCGGGAGCCAAUUGACGAGAAUGUUGUUCUCUGAUGGUCUCGUAUAUUUUAUUAUUGCGUUCCUGUCAAACUUAAUAGCGACGGUUUUCAUGUGCCUCAACCUCAAUGCUAUUAUGAGUGUUAUCUUCAAUGUCCCUGCGGCUAUCGGGAGCACCAUUGUCGCAUGUCGUGCUGUGAGACGACUCAAUAAAUUCUACCACCGAGGCGUUGAAGUGUACGCCAGCGGGUCAGGGUCGAAUUCAAACGAUACACCACCGCGAUUUCGAACAAUGAAUCAAGUUGCCGUAGGCGGUCGCACUCUGCGCGGUACAUCCACUGUACGGCCGCCGCCCUCGGAUCUGACGAGUGGGGUACACGUGCAAAUGGAAACCUUCACUCGUACUGACAACUUCAAUAACGGCACUGUCUCUCCCACCCAUGUAACUUUCGAGGAUGACUCCACUGACAAAAGGGGAAGCGUGAUCGUGGAUGACCUGGAAUUUGGCGACUCCGAGAGCAAUAAGCAUGAGGAGUUGUAAAAAAAUGCGUAUCAAGGGGUGCAGGAGGGACGGAAAUAGAACUGUAUUGGAAUCUGGAGGACGGAUGCUUAUAGUCGGGGCAGUCCUUCUGAUAAGUAAUGUAAAUUCGACGUUUAUUUCUUGUACCGGCGGAAUGCUUCAAAUAUACAAUGUUCUAGACCCGUCUGGUCCAAGCCAACGCCUUCAAGUAUAAAUACAGAACAACUUACUUCGAGUUCGAGCCCACUUCGAAAAAUCGCGGCUAUUGAAAGUUGCUGUAAUCCCUCUUCCGCAACCU
Messenger RNA from Desarmillaria tabescens, 1363 nucleotides. RefSeq lists its product as uncharacterized. Lineage: Eukaryota; Fungi; Basidiomycota; Agaricomycetes; Agaricales; Physalacriaceae. The coding region runs from base 1 to 1086 and encodes 361 amino acids. The transcript is spliced from 11 exons. The record is from RefSeq and is a predicted model, not a curated record.